AUGAAUUUUGGACAAUAUAUAGACCCUUUAGAUUCUAUUUCUCAGAGGAAGGAUUUUUAUGGUAAGGGUACAGAUUAUAAGAGGUUUUCAGAAACAGAAAAAAGAUAUGCUUUUUCCAGUCAAAUUACGGAUUUAAUUGUAAAGCUUGUAAAUAUAAUUGAAGAAGCUGAAAGAUCAUCUCCAGUACGUGCUUUUGAUAUGCAAAAAAGCAUUUCUACAGCACUAAAAGAUAUGCAGAAACAACUUGAUCUUAUUUCCAAGUAUGAUUGGGACUUUGACAACUACCUAGAAGAAGACGUCCUUGCUGCGAUGGAAUACAUAAAGGAUAAGAGUGAACCAAAUGAUGGCAAGUUACUUGCAAUUGGUCAUUCUAUGGGCGGUAUCUUGCUAUAUGCGAUGCUAUCACGAUGUGGAAAGGAUUCUGGAUUGGCAGCAGUCACUACGUUGGCAUCAUCAUUGGACUAUAUGUCUUCUAGAUCGUCACUCAAACUGCUUUUACCCCUGGCAGACCCUGCACAGGUCCUAAAUGUUCCUGUUAUUCCAAUUGGAACAUUGCUUGCUGCUGCCCAUCCUUUUGCAGCUAACCUUCCCUACCUCCUGUCUUGGUUGAGUCCUCAAAUUUCUGCCCCGGACAUGUUGCAGCCAAAGUUGUUUGAAAAGCUUGUUACGGAAAACUUCGGUAAGAAAAUAUGCUUCACCUUUGGCUUCCAGGAUAAUGCACAAAUGCUAAAUGUAGACUCUGGCAUUGAUGCUUUUAACUGUCAUAUUGCUCACUAUGAUAUAGUGGGUGCCCAACGGGCCGUAGAUCUAGUGUAUCCUUGUAAAAUAGAAUUUCUCAAUCAUCAUGAUGCAGCUUGA
This is a messenger RNA of Gossypium raimondii (Peruvian cotton), 858 nucleotides long. RefSeq lists its product as uncharacterized. The record is from RefSeq and is a predicted model, not a curated record. NCBI's taxonomy places the organism in Eukaryota, Viridiplantae, Streptophyta, Magnoliopsida, Malvales, Malvaceae. Gene Ontology annotation, biological process: proteolysis. The transcript is spliced from 5 exons. The coding region runs from base 1 to 858 and encodes 285 amino acids. Gene Ontology annotation, molecular function: serine-type endopeptidase activity.